Messenger RNA from Bombus pyrosoma, 1096 nucleotides. It is a transcript of the gene Smug, whose product is annotated as single-strand selective monofunctional uracil DNA glycosylase. Gene Ontology annotation, biological process: base-excision repair. The record is from RefSeq and is a predicted model, not a curated record. Gene Ontology annotation, molecular function: single-strand selective uracil DNA N-glycosylase activity; oxidized pyrimidine nucleobase lesion DNA N-glycosylase activity. Lineage: Eukaryota; Metazoa; Arthropoda; Insecta; Hymenoptera; Apidae. The transcript is spliced from 4 exons. Bases 128 to 997 code for a protein of 289 amino acids.
GUUUGCUAAGCACAUUGACUGUAUUUUUUAAAUAUAUUAAAUUGAAUUUAUAUGUGUGAUUAUAUGAAUUUUUAAAAACAAUUUAUAAAAACAAUAUAAUAAAGUUUUUAUUGAAGAGAUCAUUAUAAUGUCGAAUUCUAGAAAAACCAAAACAAGACGUGAUAGUGAUUCAGUAGAUAUUAAUCCUAAAAGAAUGAAAUCAGAAGACGAAGAUAAUUCAGAAAAAAAGGAAAAUAGUAUAGUUACAAGUGAUGCUUCACUUGAAAACAUUUCUGAACAAUUAUUGUCAGUGGAAUAUAAUUUGGCUACUGAGUUAAGAAAAAUUACAUUCCGUUUGCCAGUAGAGUAUGUUUAUAGUCCACUUGAAUAUGCAUUUAAUAUACACACUAUGUAUGUACAAAAGUAUUGUAAUACUGUUAAGAAAAUAUUGUUUCUUGGAAUGAAUCCUGGUCCUUGGGGUAUGUCCCAAACUGGUGUUCCAUUUGGAGAGAUAAGUAUGGUUCGCGAUUGGUUAAAAAUUUCUGGACCUGUUGGAAAACCAGCCAAAGAACAGCCAAAUAGAAAAGUAGCUGGAUUUCAAUGUACCCGUAGCGAAAUCAGCGGGAAAAGAUUAUGGGGUCUUUUUCAAGAAUUAUGUAAAAGUCCAGAGAAAUUCUUUGAACAUGCAUAUAUACAUAAUUAUUGCCCUAUUGCAUUAAUGAAUAAAAAAGGCUGUAAUAUUACACCAGCAGAAAUGAAGGGACCAGAGAUACAAAUCUUACAUUCUGCUUGUGACAAGGCAUUAGCAGAUGUAAUUAAGAUUUUAAAAGUUGAAAUUGUAAUUGGCAUUGGUGGAUAUGCAGAGAAACGAGCACAAUUAGUAGUUCAAUCUUCAAAAUUACCUGUGAAGGUUUUAUGUUUACCUCAUCCAAGUCCACGUGCUGUGAAUAAUAAAAAUUGGAGUGAAAAAGCAACACAAAAGUUAAUUUCAGGUGUGAAACAUGGGCUACAUAACUGACAUUCUACGCGAAAACAGUCAUUACAUUCUAUGCAAAGUUCUGGCAAAACCAUUAUAUUCUUCUCAGCUACUUCCAUUUCUUCCUCCAUUCUGUUCCUG